Molecule: messenger RNA, 4018 nt
Organism: Drosophila gunungcola (fruit fly)
Lineage: Eukaryota; Metazoa; Arthropoda; Insecta; Diptera; Drosophilidae
Product: transmembrane protein 198
Cellular component (GO): plasma membrane
Source: RefSeq, a predicted model, not a curated record
CAGGCGCUCAAGUAGCCAUUGCCAUCCCUGUCUCUUGGCCGCAGGACUGUUAUCCUGUUGUACCACAAGCGAUUCUGGCUUGGCCCCGAUUGUUCCCACGUCGCAGUGCGAAAAUGUGUACAAAUACUGCAGCAGCAGUAGCAGCAGCAAAAGCAGCAGCAGCAGCAGCAGCAUAUCCGCAGUAACUUGACUGCAGGAUCGGGUGUAUUAUUUGUGUGCAAAUUCGGCAGCAGGAUCUCCAGUGCUCCGCCCUGUUUUUGUUUUUUGGGGCUUCUUCUUUUAAAAAGGCGUUGGAAGGGAGGGAUUGGACUCCCAAUCAGUGCAGGAAUGUGGACCCAUUUUGUGCCAGUGGAGAGCAUUUAACCGACUGAGAAUCGACCAUUAGGAUACGCCUUUUCGUAUCCUGCUGCCACGAAGACGACAACAAAUCGCAGGUCCGCCAAAAAAUUAAUCCGCCGGAAUGAGAGUGGGGGCGGACAUGGUCUACGAUUACGGCAGCGAGGACCCAAUGGGCACCACCCACCUGGACUGGCCCUUUCUCAUCAAGGGCAUCCUGGAGGGCCAGACCUGCACACCCACUGCACCGGAGCCGCUGGCCGCCAUCCUAUGGGCCAUCUUUGCCGUGUUCGGCAUCGUGUACGCCCUGCUUGGCUACCGGUGUCUGCGCGCCGUCGGCUUCCUCAGCGGAUUGAUGGUGGGCGCCAAUGGCAUCUUCAUCCUGCAGGACUUCCAAAUCACCUUCCUGGGCAAACCGGCGGACUCGGCGCUGGCCAUUGUGGCGGGUCUGCUGGGCGCGGUCCUGGGCUCCACAUAUCCGGUGGCCUCCGUGCUGAUCAGCGCCUUCGCCGGUGCCCUGCUCUCCGGCGCCGCAAUGGCCGUGUGCGUGGCCACCUUUCCGGACAAUGAGUUCGGGUACCGCGAGAUCUAUGUGGCCGUGGUGGGCGGCGCCGUCAUCUGCUCGGUGCUGACCUUGUGCUGCGUCAAAUACGUGACCAUACUCACGUCCAGCAUCGUGGGCACGGCCAUGAUCCUAAGCGCCAUUGACUUUUUUAUGCACGGCCUGGAGACCAUUAAUUGGAUAAUCGGCAUGCGACCGCAUCCCUCGCCGCCGCCCUGUUACGGUGGCCUCCUGAUCGCCGCCUGGCCCAUCACCAUCGUGCUCAGCAUCAUGGUGCAGUGCUUCAUCACCGCUUGGCGCGUGGACCACCGCAAGCGCGUCUACAUGCGGCACCACAACCACCCCGGCCACGCCCACGGCGCCCACCUGCCGCACAGCCAGCAGCAGGCGGGGCCGGGCCACGCCCUCGCCCCCGUCCGGCGGUCCCAGUCCCGCACCCGCGAGACGCGCGAGGAGGCCAGGCAGCGCAAGUUCCGCUACCUUUACCAGGUGCGCACGGCCCGCGGCGACAUCAUAUCGCAGAAUUUUGUGUCGGCUCUGCAGAAGCGCAUCCAGCUGAGCGGCACGGAGACGCCCUCGGAGCGGUCGAUUAAGAGCAGCUCGAACGAGCGGAACACGUUCCGGAGCGACCGGACGCACUUCACCACCAUCCACGACCCCGACUCGGAGCUGUGCGACAAGAUCGAGAUCGUCCGUGACAUUGGAUAACAAACAAGCAAUAGCUACAUGUAACUAUACCCGUAAGGGGGCUACGGGCUGCGGUACUUGGGCGCGGAUGGGACACGGGUCGGGGGAGGCACCUGGUCGAUCAGGUGGGAACGGGCAGGAUCGCGGACUCUAAAGAGAACUGCGGAGGAGAAGGCGGAUGAUGACUGAAACAAGUACGGUUGCAUGUAGACUUUGUGGAUGGGGCACCAAGUGCCGGAAACUGGAGAAGGACACUGGAGAUGGACAUCGGAAGCUUUAAAUAUCAGAGGAUAUGCGGAUCUGGAGCUGAUUUCCCGCACAUUGGAGCACUUCUUCGCCGCCAAGCGGAGAAUCAGCGGGACAAGUAUUAGAUUUAGGUUACUUGAAUCGUGCACAGCUAGAAUGUAAGACAUCCGACUGCGGAGGGGAGUUGGCAGGAAGUUGAUUUCGUUCUCCACACUUAUUCGAAUGUUACUACAGAUAGAAAUACUCCCUAUGUAUACAACUAACAUACCGAUUUACUUGUACUUGUAUGUGCGGCAAAUAAGAGGGCCGCGAAUAAGUUGGGCUAAUACUCUAAGUGAUGAAUGAGAUGGGUAUCCAUCGUAGUCCUGCAACUAAACUAAACCUAACCAAGUACUAGCAACGCUUAUCCCACUUCGAGUAUAGCCAGGCAACCGCAAUUACUAAUCAGUUCAUAUCUGUGUUAUAAUUAUACGAUUCAAGAGGAAACCAGCGAUGCAAGUGGGCACAGCGCCAGCAUUUCGUUGCAUUUAAACUAUCAAGUACGUAGGACUAAGAACUAUGUAUGUUGCAAACUCUAUACACUGCAGUUUCCCAAACUCCCAAGACAGCAAAAUACAAUACAAUACAAUACAAUACCUAUUAAGUACAAUAAAAAAGAAGGGGAAAUAUGUAGGCAGAUGAGUUCGAAUUAUAAGCCUGUACAGUUGGAGCCAUAGUCCACUUAGAGUUAGACCUAGCAUUAGCCAGUCGAAGAGCCAAAGCUAAGCCACUUUUUUGACUACACACAACAUGUCGAUAUAUGUAACACACAAUCGCUGUAGAAGGAAGGGAAUAUAAGGUCCGACCAAGUCAAAAUUCAGCAUUUAACACCCCAAAACGAUCCGCUCGAUCAGCCGUCUUAGCACUAUCCGUAAGAUUCACGUUCAAAAUAUAUACAUAUAUAUAUAUAGAUAUAUUAUAAGGUAUUAGAUCCAUGCAAACAGCGGUACAAACUCAAAUUAAUUCCAAAAAUUUCACGCAAUUAAUGCUAGCCGAGACAUUUGUACCAAGGUAAGUGAUAUGCAACGUUUUUAACUGUCUAGUUAAAGAGCCUCAGCGCAAUUUUUGAGAACUUAAAUCGUGGAAUCAAUAGGAAUGAACAUUCUGAGAGGUCUAUAUAGUCUUCCAUAGUUAUUUUCUUAAUAAGUUUUAAUUUUUAAAUUCUUUUCACACAAAAUGCUAUGUAAACUUUCCAAAUUAAGUGAUACAAGUAAUGAUAGUUUUUCACACCAUCACAUUUUUGCUAGACUGAUUUCCAAAAUAUUUGCAGUUCACAGGAUCUAAUUAUUUUGCGCAAAACAGGUUGGGCUCAUUAGCUAGACACUUGCAAAAAAAAAAAAAAAAAAAUUUAGAAAUAAAAAUUAAUAGAGUAAGUAAAAUAAAAAAAAAAAGAUUUCUCCAAACCUUGAAGGAUUGGACAUUGCCAGGCAGAAACUUCCAUAUCGAAUCGGUUGGUUUCCAAAUCACAAAUAUGUGUAUAACUCAAGUUUCCUGUUAUGUUGAUUUGCGCUUAGUUUUGAGGAAUUGCUGCCGUCCGCAAUUGUUGAUUUAUACUAUCCAACAAACUGUAGAAACGACCUAAGCAAUUUAUUGGGAACAUUUUUUAAAAAUCUAAAAUCUCUAUUUGUCACAAGUUAUUUUCGGUUUUAAAAAAUUACCCAAUAAUUUGUGGAAAGUUGUAUGCGGUUUGACUCAGUAUCUUUUCCUAUAAGUUGGUAAUUCUGUUCCUCUCGUGGUUUUAUUGUUCAUCAGCAAUGUCUAAUCGGAGGAUAAUGGGGUAAUGUUGUAUUCUUAAGUUCGGCAAAUAACAGACAUUUUGUAAGACAAAGGUUCGAAACCCUUAAUUCAAUAUAAUGAAAAGAUUAAGUAACUGCAAACUAAAGUAGUAAAAAUCAUAAAAGAGUUGCACAUUUAAAUCCAAAUAAAAAAUGUUAGGAUGCAUUAUCAAUACAAAAACGAUUAUAGUCGAUGCGAUUUCAGCUGUGGAAAUUGCUUAGGUGGAUCAUUAAAUUUCUGGUGCCAGAGUGAAGUCAAGGCUUGGAAUAACACUAAUAAAAACAUCUGUAAUAACCAAAAAGAAAAAUUAAUAAAUAAACGAUGCAGGCCACACAUGUGUUUUUCUUGAAUCACAGUACGUAUAGAUCAAAA